Messenger RNA from Ooceraea biroi (clonal raider ant), 4864 nucleotides. Its product is annotated as glutamate receptor ionotropic, kainate 2. Gene Ontology annotation, biological process: monoatomic ion transport. Gene Ontology annotation, cellular component: membrane. Gene Ontology annotation, molecular function: ligand-gated monoatomic ion channel activity; signaling receptor activity. Lineage: Eukaryota; Metazoa; Arthropoda; Insecta; Hymenoptera; Formicidae. The record is from RefSeq and is a predicted model, not a curated record.
CAGUCGCGCGCCGGCCGCUGUCAGGGUAGGGUGUGUAUUUAUGUUUCCGCGAUGAUCACGGUUAAGCCACCGUAGGUUAUGUUUACCCGCGUCGCGAAAACGAUGCACAUCUUCACCCGCCGAUUUCUCUAAGAAUCAUCAUUUUCCGAUGUCCAUUUGUCCCUGGAAUCAUCAUCUCAACGAUUUUCAUUGGAUUGUUUGAGAUUUCUUCAACGGCGGAUCGCUUGACAUGCAUAACUGCUCCGAGAAGUGCGCUGCAGAACGAUAAAUGCGUAGGGACGUAUCUACUUAUCCGCUACAAACAUAGUAGGUGCGGUAGCGUUCGUGUGAAGGACCACCGAAGGGCCGCGACGGUGGGUUUUCGAGAUGAGCUAUGAAUCUGGGUUGUCUAGAAGCCUCUGUCUUCAUUCUUCAGCUGCUCCAGCUGCCCUCGGUGCUCGAUGCGCUACCCUCCGUCGUCAAAAUCGGUGCUAUAUUCACUCAUGACCAAAAGGAUAGCAGCACAGAGCUGGCCUUCAAGUACGCCGUUUACAAGAUCAACAAGGACAAAAUUAUCCUGCCGAAGACCACGCUGGAGUACGACAUCCAGUACGUGCCAAAAGAUGAUUCGUUCCACGCGUCAAAGAAGGCAUGUCAGCAGGUCAAAUACGGCGUCCAGGCGGUCUUCGGGCCUUCGGAUCCGAUUCUUGGGCAGCACAUACACAGCAUCUGUGAUGCCCUCGACAUCCCACAUCUCGAGGCCAGGCUGGACCUGGACGCGGGGGCGAAAGAGUUCAGCAUUAAUCUUUAUCCCGCACAAAGUCUACUCAACGCCGCUUAUCAGGACGUCAUGGAGUUCCUCAAUUGGACCAAGGUGGCGAUCAUCUACGAAGACGACCAUGGGUUAGUGAAGCUUCGGGAGCUGGUGAGAUCGCCGAAGAUCCGUGACAUCGAGGUCAAUCUCAGACAAGCAGAUCCCGACUCGUACAGGCAGGUCCUCUCCGAAAUGAAGAGCAAAGAAAUUCGAAAUCUCAUCGUGGACACAAGACCCGAGCACAUGCAUCAUUUUCUACGAAUGAUCCUGGAGCUGCAGAUGAAUGAUUAUAAGUACCACUACCUCUUCACGACUUUCGAUAUCGAAACCUUCGACCUCGAGGACUUCAAGUACAAUUUUGUCAAUAUCACUGCCUUUCGUUUGGUCGACGCGGAUGACGUCGGCGUACGUAGUAUCCUGAGGGACAUGGAACGCUAUCAGCCGGCGGGGAACACAAUUCUCAAUAAAUCGAGGAUAAUCCAGGCCGAGCCGGCACUAAUGUACGACAGCGUACAGGUAUUCGCGGUGGGAUUACGCACUCUGGAGCAAUCCCAUGCUUUAAGGCCCGCCAAUAUUUCCUGCGAACUCGAGCACCCCUGGGACGGCGGCUUGUCUCUCACCAACUACAUCAACUCGGUCGAGAUGAAAGGAAUCUCCGGGCCUAUUGAAUUUAAAGAAGGCCGUAGAAUACAGUUCAAAUUGGAUCUGCUGAAAAUGAAACAACACUCGCUCGUCAAGGUCGGCGAGUGGCGUCCCGGCGUCGGCGUCAACGUCACGGACACUGCGGCAUUUUUCGAGCCCGGCAUCGGAAACGUAACGCUGAUCGUGAUCACUAUAUUGGAGAUGCCAUACGUGAUGAUGCACCACGAAAAGAACUACACCGGGAAUUCGCGAUUUUACGGUUUUUGCGUGGACCUCCUGGCGGCGGUGGCAAGGCAAGUGGGCUUCUUGUAUCGGCUGGAUCUGGUGCCGGACAGGAAGUACGGCGCGCGGGACCCGGAAACCGGCGAGUGGAACGGCAUCGUGCGAGAGCUCAUGCGACAUGAGCAGCCGUAUGUAAUGCUGAAGAGCGGGGGGAAUUUCAGCGGGGACGCGCGCUACGAGGGCUUCUGCAUCGACCUGCUGAAGGAGAUAGCGCGCAUAGUGGGCUUCACUUACAGGAUCGAGCUCGUGCCGGACGGCAAGUAUGGCGUUUACGAUUACGAGACCGGCGAGUGGAACGGGAUGGUGCGCCAACUGAUGGACAAGAAGGCUGAUCUCGCAGUCGGCUCGAUGACGAUCAAUUACGCGCGUGAGAGCGUCAUCGACUUCACGAAGCCGUUCAUGAACUUAGGCAUCUCGAUCCUCUUCAAGGUACCGACCAGUCAUCAAGCACGACUCUUCUCCUUUAUGAAUCCACUGGCGAUCGAAAUCUGGUUAUACGUUCUUGCGGCUUACGUCCUGGUGUCGGUGACAAUGUUCGUAGUUGCACGGUUCAGCCCGUAUGAGUGGAACAAUCCUCAUCCGUGUCACGCCGGGUCAGAAGUCGUCGAGAACCAGUUCUCCUUGUCGAACAGCUUCUGGUUCACCAUUGGAACCCUCAUGCAGCAGGGCAGCGAUUUAAACCCAAAGGCUAUGAGCACGCGUAUCGUAGGUGGUAUAUGGUGGUUCUUCACCCUAAUCAUCAUUUCGUCAUACACUGCGAAUCUGGCGGCUUUCCUUACGGUCGAAAGAAUGAUCACGCCGAUAGAAAACGCCGAAGACCUCGCCAGCCAGGCGGACAUUGCUUACGGCACUCUAGACAGCGGAAGCACGAUGACUUUCUUCAGGGACUCGAUGAUCGAGACAUACAAGAAGAUGUGGCGAUUCAUGGAGAACAAAAAGCCGUCCGUGUUUGUUCCAACUUAUGAAGAGGGUAUCCAGCGAGUUCUUCAGAGUGACUACGCCUUCCUGAUGGAGUCGACCAUGCUGGAUUACAUCGUUCAGAGAGAUUGCAAUCUCACACAAAUCGGCGGUUUUUUGGAUACUAAGGGAUAUGGAAUAGCUACGCCGAUGGGCUCACCGUGGCGAGACAAAAUAUCUCUGGCGAUUCUAGAAUUGCAAGAAAAAGGCGAAAUUCAGAUGCUCUAUAACAAAUGGUGGAAAAGUCCUAAGGAUACCUGCAUGAAGACGGAAAAGGGAAAAGAGAGUAAAGCCAACUCUCUAGGCGUCGACAACAUAGGAGGUGUCUUCGUGGUUUUACUGUGCGGUUUGGCAUUCGCCGUGCUUAUAGCGAUUUUCGAGUUUUGCUACAAUUCCAGGAGGAAUGCGCCAGCGGAACGGCAAAGGCAGCCGAUUCCUCCGACGUCUAGCUCCGGUUCUCUGCAGGGAAUUUCUCAGAUCGUGCAGCAACAGCAGCAGCAGCAACAACAGCAACAGCAGCAGUGCCAACCACAACAUCAACAGCCGCAACAAUCGAGUCAGCAGCAAGAAUCACUCUGCUCGGAGAUGGCGCGCGAAUUCUGUCAUGCCUUACGCUGCCACGCGUCGUCUCGACGACGACGUACCUGCGACAAAUGCUCCACGCACGUAAUCGGCUAUUCAUCGGACAAUCCCACUGCCACCCCUAUAAACGGGAUAAGAUCCCAAAGAAGCAGCCUGGCUGUACCCGUAGUCGAGUUGCCUCCGCACGUCCACAUGCAUCAUCACGCACCACUGCACGAUUACGACGGCAAUUAAAGGGGUUCGUCUUCGACGAGAGACAAACCGAUCAUGACAUUAGCCAUAAAACCCCGAGACAUAAGUACAAAGCGCAUAACGCGUCGCGGAAAGCAGUCGAUAGACUGUUAAUAAUUUCCGCCGAUUCGAAAGUAUCAUCAUUCAUCUAAAUCCCCAAACAGUUUGCACAAUAUUACGGGAACUUCAUGUUCUCCAUUACGAAAAGAGCUUAUGCGCAUUAGUAGAAUUGACGUGCGCUCCUUUUUCGCACAUUUGAUAAGUAAAUUCGAGAUCAAUGCGGUACGUUGAUCUAAUCGGUAAAGCAAUUCUAAAUAAAAAUUCUCUCGACCACUCGCGGUUUUUUGUACGACUAAUCGAUUCACGGGACGCUAUAAUUGUUCCGAGAGAAGUAUUCGCUACUUUAUCCGUGAAGUAUUUGAGUUAAGGUAGCCGAUGACUACUGAGAAAAUUAAAAAGUUGCGAAACGCGCUAUAUUUAUUAAUCCCCGACUUUGCCAAGGAAGUUUUCCUUCAACACGAUGUGAUCUAGAUCGAUGUUACAAUGAAUCGAGUAAUUAAGAGAUUAACGAUAUUACCUAGGCGAGUUUUAACAAAUGAUUGAACACUUUACGUAAUUGGAUUGUAAGUGCAAUAUUCCUAAAAUUAAGUUCUCGUUAAGCAAAUUAUUUAAUUAUAAAUUAAUUAUUUAAUAUAAUUAAUUAUUUAAUUAUAAAUUAACAAAAAAUUAUAAAUGUGAUUUAUGAGAAAAUUAUAAUGUGAAAAAUAAAGUAUUUCUCUCCAAGAGACAUCAAAAUUAGUGAAGUGACUUUCUCCGAGAUUUUUUAUUCUUUUAAUCUGUACGAUCUUCCUUACGUCAAGUCUUCAAUUGUUAGAAAGCGAUCACUGCGAGAUAGCAGUUACUAAAUCUAAUUCUAUUGUACUUCAACUGAUAUGAUUAAGAGAGUAGCUCAAGCUAAGAAUAGACGAUCGGUUUUUCCUACGCCCAGGAAGCUAGACCAUCAGGUAUAAUUUAUGACGGCAAUCACCGAAAUCUCUGCCAUUGAGCACGAUCAUGCUAUUCUCGCACGGGAUCUGAACGAUCCACAUGCACAGAAUGACAUUUACACACUGUUUGCGCCCUGUAAAUGCGUUCUCUUUUCACGAAGGACUACCUGUGAAGUGAACAAGAUGAACAAAGUACUUGCGAAGUGUGUUUUGUAAAUAUCGCCGCGAGAACAAAGCAGCAAUCAAAUUGUAAUGGAGAGUAUUUUAUGCAAAAGUGAGUCGAAUGAGUAAUCGUUAGUGCUAAUCGAGUACAACUUAGGCAUUUGAUGUCAUGUAACGUGUGCUGUAAUAUGAUGAUAGACGGCGAAUAAAUGUAAGAUAAGAGAACGGA